Messenger RNA from Thunnus maccoyii (southern bluefin tuna), 3920 nucleotides. RefSeq names its product inhibitor of nuclear factor kappa B kinase subunit beta (gene ikbkb). The transcript is spliced from 22 exons. Gene Ontology annotation, cellular component: cytoplasm; IkappaB kinase complex. NCBI's taxonomy places the organism in Eukaryota, Metazoa, Chordata, Actinopteri, Scombriformes, Scombridae. Gene Ontology annotation, molecular function: IkappaB kinase activity; protein binding; ATP binding. The coding region runs from base 232 to 2463 and encodes 743 amino acids. The record is from RefSeq and is a predicted model, not a curated record. Gene Ontology annotation, biological process: tumor necrosis factor-mediated signaling pathway; peptidyl-serine phosphorylation; positive regulation of transcription by RNA polymerase II.
ACUCUGCCUCCCGUGGGCGGGUCCCGGCAGGUUUACAGGAAACAUGAGUAUGAGGAAGUACAAGUUUUUGAGAUUUGUUUUGUCGCCAGAUUCUCAGAACUAGAGCGUUCAAAGUUUUAAACUCGGUAAAAAAAAAAAAAGAGCGGAUCCACACUGUGUUCAAAGACACUCAGGUGUGAAAGAGUGUGAAUGAACGCUGGCUACGAAGUCUAAGGACCAGCUGAAGCGGCCAUGAAUCGAGUCCCCCUGAAGCAGCAGCAGAGCUGUGGGUCCUGGGAGCUGAAGGAGCGGCUUGGGACUGGAGGUUUUGGGAAUGUCACAAGAUGGCAAAAUAAGGACACAGAGGAGCAGGUUGCUAUAAAACAGUGCCGUCAGGAGCUGAGUGAGAGAAAUAAAGAGCGAUGGUGUUUGGAGAUCCAGAUCAUGAAGAGGUUGGAUCAUGUUAAUGUGGUCGCAGCGAGGGAGGUUCCUGAGGGAAUGCAGAAACUCGUGGCCACCAAUGACCUGCCACUGCUGGCCAUGGAGUACUGCCAGGGAGGGGAUCUGAGAAAGUAUCUGAACCUCUUGGAGAACUGCUGUGGAAUGAGGGAGGGCUCCGUUUUGAUUCUGCUACGAGACAUUUCAUCGGCUCUAACCUACCUCCAUAAGAAGAGAAUCAUCCACAGAGAUCUGAAACCCGAAAACAUUGUGCUGCAGCAGGGCGAGAAGAGAUUGAUCCACAAGAUCAUAGAUCUCGGCUAUGCUAAAGAGCUGGACCAGAGCAGCCUUUGCACGUCAUUUGUGGGAACACUGCAGUACUUGGCUCCAGAGCUCAUUGAGAGGCAGAAGUACACGGUCACUGUGGACUAUUGGAGCUUUGGGACUUUGGUGUUUGAGUGUAUUACAGGAUUUCGCCCCUUCUUACCAACCUGGCAACCAGUUCUCUGGCACAAUAAACUGAGAUUGAAGCAAGAUGAUGACAUCGUUGUCUAUGAGGAUCUGGCGGGGGAAGUCCGCUAUUCCAAACAUCUGCCGCAGCCCAACAACCUCAACAGUCUGUUGUUAGAGAAGCUGGAGAGGUGGCUGCAGCUGAUGCUGAAGUGGUCUCCUCAGGAGAGAGGCAAAGACCCCGAAGCCACACCCAGCAACUGCUUCUCCCAGCUGGAGAUCAUACUGCAGCUCAAGCUGGUUCAUGUCCUGAACAUGAUGUCCGCUAAGAUCCUGACAUACUCAGUCUCGGAUGACGAGACUGUUGCUGACCUGCAGCUGAGGAUCGAAAAAGACACCAACAUCCCUGCGGCCAACCAGGAGCUGCUGCUGGAGGCAGGAUUAGCCUUGGAGCCUCAUGGACUGGCCACGCAGUGCGCCAUAGAUUACACAGAGAUAGACGGGCGACGGACAGACUUGCCUCUGGUCUUCCUGUUUGAUCGCUCCUCUUGCAGUUAUGAGCCCCAGUUUGCACCUCGAAUCCUCCCUGAAAACAUCCGCUUUGUCCAAACGGACCCUAAGCACCUCCUGGCUUACAGCCCCCUGAGGAGGACUUGCGGCCAGGCAUGGCACACAAUCCGCUCCCUGAAGGAAGACUGGCAAAGACUGCAGCAGGGACAGAAAGCUGCCAUCAUGAGCCUACUGAGACACAACUCUUCACUGUCCAAACAGAAAAUUGAGAUGGUGUCUAUGUACCAGAGACUCAUGGCCAAGCUGGACUUCUUCACCACCAGCCUUCACAUAGAUAUGGAUAAAUACCAGGAGCAGACAGCCACCGGGAUCGCCUCUGAGAAACUCCUGGGCGUGUGGAGAGAGAUGGAGCAGACUGCUGUGAGCUGUGGUCAGGCCAAGGUGAGUGAACUGGAGGAGGAGAUGAUGCAGCUACAGCCAGACAUAGUGGAUGUGCAGAGACAGCCAUGGAGGAGCGGGGAGGCGCUGGACACACUUGAAGGAAAGGCCAUGGAGCUGUUCCGCAAACUGAGAGAGAAACCCAGAGACCAGCGGUGCUCAGGGGACAGUCAGGAGGUGGUGCGUUUGGUGGUUCAGGCUGUGCAGUUCUACGAGAGGAAGCUCAGAGACUUCUACACACACCUCAGUAAAACAGCGUUAUGCCGUCAGCGCGUGAUGGAGCUGCUGCCAAAGGUUGAAGGUGUGGUGCAGAGAAUGGCAGAGAGCGAACAAGUCCUGAUGAGUCUGCAGGAAAAACGACAGAGAGAGCUGUGGAACCUGCUCAAAGUCGCCUGUAGUAAAGUUCGCAGCCCGGUAAGUGGGAGUCCUGAUGGAUUACGAACCCCUUCUUCAGUACCGCCUCUACUGACGCCCAGACACAGUUUACAGCAGUUUGAUGAGUCUCUUGUGGAGGAGAGCAGGACAUUCGAGAGUCGUCUCCAGAGUUUGCUGCAUGACACCAUCCAGGAAUCAGACAGCAGUAUGGAGAUGCUGAGGGAGUGGACGUGGCUGCGUGGAAGCCAGAGUUUUUCCAGUGACCUCUCGUAAAUUGGGAUCCAGUGUUUGCUUACUCGCUGUACUCUACUGCCUCUGUGUGGAUGGGAUGUCGAACUACAUUGAGGUUGUGUUGGCAGCUGUUCUGUGGAUGUCACCGUUUAUGAGCUAGUGAUAGCUGCUGGCAGAUAUUUGCUUUGUGAGAUUAGGCAGUGAAGGUAAACAUACUCACGAGUCCUGUCUGACUUUGUAAAACAGAAAAAUUAUAUCCAGUCUGUAGAGCACUGAAGCAAAGUCUCUGAUUGUGAUAAAUAUCAGAGAAAUGAAAUAAAGCAAGAUUAUUUAUUUACCAAACUGUAGUUUCAACAAAACAGGUAAUGCUUUUAGGUAAAAAUUGUACUUCAUCAUGCCCAGAUCAAAAGAAACCUGUUUUUAAAAUCUCAAACAUAAUUUCUGUGCUACCAAAAUGUUAUGUCGCUUUGUGUCAUAUGGGACUUCUAUCAGGAUCAUAUUUUAUUUUUAAGAUGCAUGUACAUCCAGCACAAGUAAAAAAAUUGGGUUUCAGUUAUAUUCUGAAGAUGUCUUGGACUUGAAUUGUGCACCUAAAUGUAAAUGUUUUCUAUAUAUGUCUCGUUGGACCAUCAUUUGUUAUCACAAAUUUUAAUUUAGUAAGACAAUCAUUAAUGGGAGGCUACCGCUAUAUGCCGAAUGACUGUAUGAAUGUGAUUAUUUUUUUAUUUAGGUGGACACAAUAACAGUAACACCUGUACAAUAUGAUGCGUUCCAGUAGCCCUGCAGUAAAUACCGCUUUGUUUGGACGUUAUGACAUUAAAUCAGAGGAAAGACAAAACAAACAGAAAAUCUCACCAGUAUCUGAUGAUUUAUAUAGGUGAUGUACAAUCUAAAACCUGAUUUUGAAACAUUUCAUUUAACCGAGACAAUGAAACAUUAAGACACAAAACUGGGUCAGAUAUUGUAGCUAAAGUGUGGAAACUGCUACAAAGGUGAUUAACUCCGUUUUAAUAAUUUGCUCUGUCCGUUAUAUGUGAAUCAGUGUGUGCUGGAUAUCAUUACUACCGCUUCACGACUUCAUGAUUUGGCUCCUAAGCUGCACCUCUUGGAGAUAAUGUACUCGUCUUAAUCCCAACUAUUGGAACAAACCUUUACUGCAUAUAGAUUAUAUACACAAAGUGAUGGGAGAUGUUACAUGUUGUGCCUGUGAUAUUCUGUUGUCUAUAUGUGUAUUGAAUGUUUGAUAGCUGUUAAGACUGCAAUAGUGUCAGAAAAUAGACAUUUCAUGAUUUUUAAACAAAGUUGAAUUUUGUAUCUUGAACACAGUGUUUUAUUGUACUAAUUUGACUACUUUCUGUUUUUCUGGGAAUGAUGUCAACCAAAAAAGAAAAAAAAAAAAAACACCAGAAAAAAUACAUGACUCGUACAGAUGAAUGCUGAUGAUAGUGUUUGACAUUUCUUUAUUCCAUUAAUUCAAUAAAAUCAGUUUGAGGUCCUAA